This is a messenger RNA of Exserohilum turcica Et28A, 4092 nucleotides long. RefSeq lists its product as uncharacterized. Gene Ontology annotation, molecular function: ATP binding; MAP kinase kinase kinase activity. NCBI's taxonomy places the organism in Eukaryota, Fungi, Ascomycota, Dothideomycetes, Pleosporales, Pleosporaceae. The coding region runs from base 1 to 4092 and encodes 1363 amino acids. Gene Ontology annotation, biological process: protein phosphorylation; stress-activated MAPK cascade. The transcript is spliced from 2 exons. The record is from RefSeq and is a predicted model, not a curated record. Gene Ontology annotation, cellular component: cytoplasm.
AUGGCCGACGCCCCCAAGCCCGUCGUCGUCAACGCGCCCAAGCCCCAGCGACUCGAGAGCUCGGGGUCGGGCUCGUCUGGCGACUUCGAUCACGAUGGCCCUCUUGGCGCAGCCGACAUGAACCAUGGAGAGUUCAAUUUUGCGGCGCCCGUUCAGGCCGCCAACGGCGUCGUUGUCGACGACGAUAUCGCUCCCCUGCGCGAGCCCGCCUACAGCUGGAGCACCGCUGCCCCGCCCCCCUUGUCGUCGUCGCUAUCAUCGUCGUCGUCGUCGUCGCGCCCGCGUGGGCCCCAGAUCAUGACCGACGUCUCGCCAGCGCCCCAGCCCAACGGCACCAAUGGCCUCACCUCGUCCGCCCGAGGCCAGCGCCCGUCUGCCGUACGCACCCCCAGCAAUGCCUACGCCCCAGCCCGCCGCCCGCCCCAGUUCUCGCUCAACUCGACCACCUCCCAUCGCCAGCGCAACAACUCGGCCACGCGCUCGCGCCGCAACCCCAACGCCGAGUACCGCGCCCAGGAAAAGGCCUAUGUCCAGCGCAUCCGCCAAGAGGACCAGCAGGACGACUUCUUCGACCCCGCCCUGCGCACCCCCAGCCUGGGCUACAGCACAGACUCCGAGACCGACGACGACUCGCCCUCGACAGCCGACUAUGUCGAAAACGACCCCUACGACCAGGAGACCCUGCUGUACUAUGGCAACGACGACAUGCAGCCCUCGAUUGAGGAGCUCAAGAUACCCGCCAACCGCGAGCGCCUCGAGUGGCACUCGAUGCUGGCCAGUGUGCUGACGGGCGACGUCGUCAAGCAGGAGAAGAAGCGUCUGAUUGGCAGCUCCGAGCAGCAGGGAGACAGCACCAUGAAGGCCGAGGUCUGGAUGGGCAUACGCGCCAAAGUUUGCGGCCGCUCGCUGCAGGCCCAGCGCCGAAUUGUCGACGACACCCGCAGCAAGAUUCGUGCCAAUCUCGAGAGCAUCGUAUCGUUUGAGGUUGGUGGAGAGGCAGAGGCCGGCCAGACGGCUGCCCAGCAGGUCGAGGACAUUGUCAAGAAGAUUGAAAAGGUGGAGAGUGCCUAUCCGACACGCCAGGCUCUUGAGGCUGCGUACCCCCGGGCAGCAUCGCAGCACUACAAGGAUGCCUGCGACGCCAUUAUAUCCUGGCACAACACCAUUGCUCUCAUCAAUACUGAAAUGUCUAUUUUGAAGAAAUGGGUAGGCAAUGAGGAGCUCGAUUUCACCAAGCCCCGCCCGCGCUCUUCCCAAGAUCACCAUCUGACCGACGAGUCUUCGUUUAUCGACCGGAUACUCAAGGAAGACGGUCUCAAGUCCCUGCAGGGAGACACCAACCUGCUCGCACCCUUGGAAAAGGUCAUCCAAAAGGCCAAGACCACGCUCAUUGCAAACGCAGAGGGCUUCGCUGACAGGCACCUCCCACCCUACAUUGAGGAGUUGCUUACCCUAAUCAACUUUCCCUCGCGUCUUCUACAGGAGAUUAUCCGCGUCCGCCUCUCCUACGCCAAAAAGAUCAAAGAUCCAUCGCAGCAAGGCGUCAUGAUGGCCGAGCAAAUGAUUGCCCAGUUCCGCAUCCUGCUGGCCAUGGCGGGUCAGGUCAAAGAAAGCUAUAUGAUAAUUUCGCGACCAGAGCCCGGCUGGGACCUACCUCCCUGCAUUGAGGAGAAUUUUGACCUUGUCGUACUUGACGCCCUCAAGUUUUACUUCAAGAUGCUGAAUUGGAAACUGGCAGCCAACAAGAACACAUUCAAAGAGGCUGAAAUCCUGGAGCAGGAGUGGGACUUUUGCAACAAGCUCGGCCGGCAGCUUCAAGGCGGCGAUGUCGUGACUGCAGAGCAGUUCAGUGUGCUCACCUCCAAGUCGCUGACCCGUCUCAGUGCGCACUUUGAGCGUGAGCUGCAGCGUCGGCCGGAUGAGCUCACUGGAUCGGAGAUGGAAAAGCGCUACAAGCAAAUUUUGGAUUCCGUGCGUGUACGACAGCGUAAGCUCUACCGUUUUUCGAGAAUUCUGACGCAGCGUUUUGAAAACUGUACCGAGUAUAGUAUCAAUCACAUUGACCUGGACGAGGAGCAGCUCCACGAGCUGUACGAGGCACUAGUCAUGACUGGGCACUUUCUCGUCGAGACAGCUAGUACCAACAAUUCGGGCGUCUAUAUUGUUGCGUCGUCCACUGCACUUGACCGCCCCAACGAUAUUCAGUCACUUCUCACAACCUGUUACCAUGCAGAAGAGGCUCCUGAAGAUCCUUCCAACCCCUAUGUUCUCAUCAUCAAACCAGAACAGCCCCUCUACUGGUCGGGUAAGAGAAUGUCAGCCAACAUUGUUGAGCCCCAUUUGGAUCUCAAGGCUGGCCGGUUGCGUCUGGUCGCUGAUGGUUCUCAGCAACGGCUGGCCAACGCAAACAUGUCGUUUUUGUCCUCCAUCGGCAUCGAACUCAACAUGUUGAUUGAUCAGCGAGCCAAUCUUCCACGUGUCAAUGCUGAAUUGCUCAAAAUCAAGCAUACAGCAUAUAGUUUGUCAAACACUAUCAUGGACAGCGUCGAGAUUGUCCGCAAGCAGACUGUCGGCCUUGACUGCCAGGACCUCAUCCAAACCUGCUUCGCCUUUGCAACAGAAUUUGGUCAGCGUUCGGUGCUCUACUUAGACUACAACCGACGAGCAAUGAACAACAUCAAGCUUACAAGGUUAGCACUCGACUGGGUUAGCUUCAUCUGCGAUGACUGUAUUGCGUCUGAUCGCAAGACCUUCCGCUGGGCUGUCGUCGCUUUGGAAUUCGCCAUGAUGAUGACCCGCGGUCAGAACAUUCUGUCCAUCAGCGAUGAGGAGUACUCGCAGUUGCGGCUCAAGGUUGCGGGCUGCAUGUCAGUGCUCAUUUCCCACUUUGACAUUAUGGGCGCCCGAUCGACCAUUGCCGCUCAAGCUGAGCGACAGCGAUUGAAUGCCAUUGCUGGAAAGAGCAUGCUGGACCCCAAGAAUACCAAAGAUGAUGACGAAUCCAUCAAAAUUACACAAGAGCAGUGGAUGCAGAGACUCGAGGAGAUUGACUCAUUCCGAAAGGAAAAGGAAGCUGAACGCCAGGCCCUAGGCAGAGUACUGGAGGAUUCUAACGAAGCCGACCGAGCUCUGACAUACCUCUCUUCAUCUGCCACCAACGUCACCCUACGAUGGCAGCAGGGACAGUUUGUUGGCGGUGGUACUUUUGGAUCAGUAUACGCAGCCAUGAACCUCGAUUCUAACCACCUCAUGGCCGUCAAGGAAAUCCGGCUUCAGGAUCCUCAGCUGAUCCCUACAAUCGUCGCCCAGAUCAGAGACGAGAUGGGCGUGCUACAAGUACUGGACCACCCCAACAUUGUGUCGUACUAUGGUAUCGAACCGCAUCGCGACAAGGUGUACAUUUUCAUGGAAUACUGCUCUGGUGGUUCUCUUGCUGGCCUGCUGGAGCAUGGACGCAUUGAAGAUGAAACUGUCAUCAUGGUCUACGCCCUGCAAAUGUUGGAGGGUCUGGCCUAUCUACAUGAUGCUGGUGUAGUACACCGUGACAUCAAGCCUGAGAACAUCCUGCUGGAUCACAAUGGUGUAAUCAAGUUUGUCGACUUUGGUGCUGCAAAGCUCAUUGCUCGCCAAGGUCGAACGCUCGCCGCAGAACACAACGCCACGCGUCAAGGCCGUCAACGCUCCAUGACCGGAACACCCAUGUACAUGUCUCCUGAAGUUAUUCGCGGCGGAAGCACUGGCCGUCACGGCGCCGUUGACAUCUGGUCACUCGGCUGCGUGAUUCUGGAAAUGGCCACUGGCCGGCGUCCCUGGGCAUCUAUGGAUAACGAAUGGGCCAUCAUGUACCACAUUGCCCAAGGCGAUCCACCACAACUACCGUCCAAGGAUCAACUAAGUGAGCAGGGCAUUGACUUUUUGAAGAAAUGCUUUGACCGCGAUCCGAACAAACGAGCCAGCGCAGUCGAGUUGCUACAACACGAAUGGAUCAUGACACUUCGCGCUCAGCUCAGCCUAGAGCCAGCGACGCCAAGUGAUAGCAAUUCAAGCAGUGGAACACCACAUAGUAGUAGGCAUAACUCCACCUACAACUAA